AUGGCAAGAGAUGUUCAAGCAAGACUGACAUACCUCCAAUGGCAACCAAGCUACACCCAUACACGUCCUUAUCGGAUUGGUGUAUUCUCCGGACGGAGAAAGCGCAAUGCAGAUCGCGAUAAGACGACUAAUUUAGUCUUCCACGUGGCCGAUCAUCCCGAGACUAUCAGAGAUAUCAGGGGACUAAUUGACGCCCCUCCGUUCGAUCUUGACAUCAACGGUUUCGCCUAUAAAAGAUGCCCCCCGCCGGCUAUCACAAAGCCAUAUGAGUACUCGGAUCCUCAGAAGAUCAAUGAUAUCUUCUUGCCAGAAUGCGAAGCCAUUCUGAAGGAACACGUUAACGGAGCCGAUGAAGUGAAGAUUUUCGAUUGGAAAAUCAGAAAGAAAAAGAGCGCGAAAGAGAAGCGGACAAGAAACCCAAAUUUGCAGGGGUUUGCGCGACAGGUUCAUAUAGACACACUUUUGACCCGAGAUGAGAUCGGAACUCCUACAAUGGAGCGUAUACGAAAUCAUCUUCCGGAAGAAUCUCAACACCUUCUUUCUGGGCGAGUCCAAUUGAUAAUCCUUUGGCGACCGGUAAGUGGUCCAAUAGAGGAUCAUCCCAUGGCAGUAUGUGAUGGACAAACCAUGGACGCAACCAAGUUGAUAGAGACGGAUAUGAUACGCGGAAACUACACCGGCACCAUGCUCUAUCCACAAUAUGAGGCAAAUAGUGCACGUCGAUGGUAUUAUAUGAGUGAACAAGAGACACAAGAUGUGCUUUUGUUUAAGGGGUUUGACACGAAGGAAGAUAGCGUGAAAUAUACUCCUCAUACAUCAUUCAGUCCUUUGAACACACCAGGGAGUUCAUGUUCCAGGGUCAGCGUGGAGGUGAGAGCACUGGUGUUUUCACACGAAUGA
Messenger RNA from Aspergillus welwitschiae, 900 nucleotides. RefSeq lists its product as uncharacterized. NCBI's taxonomy places the organism in Eukaryota, Fungi, Ascomycota, Eurotiomycetes, Eurotiales, Aspergillaceae. Gene Ontology annotation, molecular function: oxidoreductase activity. The record is from RefSeq and is a predicted model, not a curated record. Bases 1 to 900 code for a protein of 299 amino acids. The transcript has 5 exons.